Lathyrus oleraceus (garden pea) is the source of this 1357-nucleotide messenger RNA. RefSeq lists its product as uncharacterized. Gene Ontology annotation, molecular function: protein binding. Bases 378 to 1061 code for a protein of 227 amino acids. The transcript has 2 exons. NCBI's taxonomy places the organism in Eukaryota, Viridiplantae, Streptophyta, Magnoliopsida, Fabales, Fabaceae. The record is from RefSeq and is a predicted model, not a curated record.
UCGUGAACGAGAUCCACUUGAUUAUUAAAAUAAAUUAAAUCUUUACAAGUUUCAUUCAUUACUAUUAUACACUAGUCUAGUAUUAGACAUACCUAACUAAAAAUUUUAUUCAAACAAUAACUAUUCUAUCCCUUCCAAAAGUAAUUGACACCAACUAAUACGCCUUGAAGAAAAGGUAAGAUAAGCAUUUAAAUUAAAAAAUGAAAAAGACCAUCAUGGCGGCCGACGUCUUAGCAACGAGUCAAGUUGAACUUAAACUAUUGAAUCUAUAAACUUUUCUAAAAAUUCCAACACAAAACCAACACUUCUUCUUCUCCUCCUCACACCCCCAUAAAAACCUAACACCCUCGCCGGAGCAAAUUUCCCGGAGAUAAAAAAUGGACACCAAAGAGAAACACGCGAUGAUCCGCGACAUCGGUUUACAAAUAGUUAUGAUACUUGCAAUGAUCUUAAUCUUCCUCAGCAUGCACGGUAUUCCCCAGAAAUUUCUCGCUAAACUCCGAAUCCGCAACCGAACCGGUAUCAAAGCCAAGCGUCACUUCGUUAGAGGCGCUCAGCUUCUCACACAAGCGAGAUCUUCCAAAAACAAAUCCAGAUCCGCCAUCAACAACCUCGCCAACGAGGCCCUAGCCGAAGCCGAAAAAGCAAUCGAACUCGAUCCUAAAGACGCCGCUUCGUAUCUUCUCAAAGCUAUGGUUCUAGAUCUUCAGGGUUUUAGAACCUCCGCUCUUGAAUCGCUCGACGCGGCGUUGUCUCCUCUCGCUGCUGGUUCUCUUGCUGAGGGAGAACGUGGUGACGCGUUGUUUAAGAGAGCUGAGCUGAAACUCGCGACGAGUGAACGCGGACGAGUUGACUCGGCGCUUGCGGAUUUGACUGAGUCGGUGAUUUUGAGUCCGAAGAACGCGAAGGCUUGGUGUGCGUUAGGGGAGUGCUAUGAAGGGAAGAAAAUGGAGGUGGAAGCUAAGAAAGCGUACAAGGAGGCUCUUGAGUUGGAGCCACAGUUUUCUGUGCCGGUAGAAGCACUUAACAGCAAUGGGGAAAAAGAUGCAGUGUCGUCUUGAACUUCUAUUGGGAAAGAAUGUCUGUUGGAGAGGUGUUUCAUUAGCUCUGGCACCACAUGUCAUCUCAGAGUUUAGGUGUUUCAUGGAGCAAAUGAGGUCUUGCUCACUGAAGGCUCAAGUGGUAGAUCAAUAUCAUCAAAGCUGUUCUAAAAUGAAAAAUAAAUAAAUUUGUUAGUCCACUACUGGUUUCUACUCAGUGCUCAUCAAUGUAUACAUCACUAAAAACAUGUGAGAAAUUGAGUACUUUCUUUGUUGUAUCAAAUUUUCCCUUUUAACUACUAUUAUUUUUUACUCAA